AUGUCAGAAAGGCUCUGCCUGCGAAGGGGCGCUCCUGCUCUCCUGCACUGCAGUGGCGGCAAAGUGGAGCCGCAGAAGCCGUACCGCGAGCGUCUGGAUCCGGACUACGCAGAUCUCAUGUGGUUCGACGGCACGGGAGGGCGGACUUUGUGGGACAUGGACCCGUACCGCCUCGGGCGUGCCCGUGAUGCCAUGAAGUUUGUCUCUGCUGUCGCGGCCUCUGCCUAUGCUGCGUUCCUGCUCGGAAGGGAGAUGAAGAAGAUGAAGCGACCCAGAUUUGCUCCGCGGUUCCACCCAGCCGCGUACGAUUAUCCCGAAGACUUCUCUCGUCGGCCGUGGGCCAUGUGGCGCUACGCGCAUCACGAUUCGGACAUCGUCUGGUCAGGGGACAUGGUGAACACGGGCAGCUUCUCCGAGACCGUCGGCCAACGCGCACAGCUGCGCGCCCAAGCCUCAGGCCGGAAGACUUUGAGCCCCGCGUGA
Messenger RNA from Pedinophyceae sp. YPF-701, 483 nucleotides. NCBI's taxonomy places the organism in Eukaryota, Viridiplantae, Chlorophyta, Pedinophyceae. The record is from the annotation of a GenBank genome assembly.